Molecule: messenger RNA, 1473 nt
Organism: Cladocopium goreaui
Lineage: Eukaryota; Dinophyceae; Suessiales; Symbiodiniaceae
Source: the annotation of a GenBank genome assembly
AUGUUUUUCCUCUUCGAACCUUCAUUUUACGGCAGUGAAACAUCCCCCGGAGGUGCGUCCGAGCUGCUCCAGAAGUUCUCCCCUGAUGCCCAGGGUCGAUGUACACCACUGGCCUUUCGCCGGGGCCUGACAGCUCUGGGCCUUGCAGUUUCGGAUGAACGCUUCGAUGCACUGUUGAGCGUGCUGGACAAGGACGAGCAGGGAGCCAUCCUGCUGAAGCAGCUGGAAAUGAGGUUGACCAGGACAUCCACAAAGCCUCAACGAAAAGUUGUGGACUGGGAAGUCCCAUCUGCGCAGAAGGGUUCACAGGAUGACACCAUGUCCGAAGGCCACACAAGGACAUUUAAACGUGGCGAUUGGUUGCCCAGCGAAGAUCGGCACGGGUGUUUGACCGAGCGGGAGAGGCGGAUGAACAGCCAUCGCAGACAGCCCAAGCAGUUGGAACCCAUGACAGCCAGCGAUGUCAUCAUGGCCAAGAUCAAGGGUGUGUUAAACCGAAGGAAAAUCCGAUCUGCUGAAAUCUUUCGGUUUCUAGACACCAACGGCAAUGGUGCUGUCUCUCCCUCAGAGUUGAACAAUGGUUUGCGCAGGCUGGGGGUCCACAAGUUGAAAGAUGGGGAGCUUCGGGAGAUGGUGGCCGCGCUGGAUGUGGAUCAGAGUGGUGAUAUCAGCCUCUAUGAGUUUGACAAGGCGCUGCGCUUGGCGGAGAAGAAGGCGCGCUUCGAGGGCAGAGAGGAACUGGUGGAUACCUGGAAGGUGCCCCCUGAGCUGGCGUUGGACUUUGGCCAGAAAUAUGACUGGUCCAAGCGAACCAUGAAGUUCGAUGGCAAAUACACGGGUGAAGAUGUUUCCACCAUGGCACAGGCUGGCAGUGAGCUGAUGGAUCAGUCAUUGGAGUUUGACGAUUUCCUCAACGAGUCGCAGUGGAACUCCCAGAUGACCUCGCAGCCAAGUACGUUGCUGAACGCUGCCAGCCACCGCUGGAUGCAAGCGUCCACCGGCCCCUGGGGAGCCGCACUGUCUGCACCGGUCGGUUCGGGUAAUUUGCAUGACAACUUCAUCUUCCGGCAGAGGCUGGUGGACAACACCUGGGCUUCACGGCCUCCGAAGAUCGAGCACGAGCGCUUGCCGCUCUACAGAUAUGGUCGCUUCAAGCGUGCCAUCGCGGAGACGCGCUGGGGCGCGGAGCCGGUGCAGGUGCCGGAGCCGAUGCUGAAGAGCAGAGAGGGGUGCUUGACGGCCAGCCGUCCCCGGCGCUUGGCGGACUUAGACCGUGGGAGGGAAAAGUUCAACGCGCCACUGCUGAAAUCCGUGAUCGACUCUGUGGUCUUCGGGCACGACUUGGACUUCUCCAAUGAUAAGAGCUGCAACGACCCCUUUAAGGCAAAGUUCCAGGGAGCCUAUGGCAAAGCUUCGUGGUUUACUUCUGAAGAAGAUUUGGGAAGCGGCUUGUUUAGACACACCAUCGUGUGA